Molecule: messenger RNA, 1548 nt
Organism: Penicillium alfredii
Lineage: Eukaryota; Fungi; Ascomycota; Eurotiomycetes; Eurotiales; Aspergillaceae
Exons: 1
Coding region: 1-1548 (515 amino acids)
Biological process (GO): RNA 3'-end processing
Cellular component (GO): TRAMP complex; nucleolus
Molecular function (GO): poly(A) RNA polymerase activity; mRNA binding
Source: RefSeq, a predicted model, not a curated record
AUGCGACCGUCCGGCCUUCCUUCAGCCGUGAAUCGCCUUUCCUUUCAUGUUCGCCCAUUCCAUGCCUCGUUCGCGCCGGCCAAGACCCCCGAUGUUUUCGCCAACAGCCUCCGCCAGACAUUGGCGGCUCAUCGCUCCUCAAAUCGAGCUCGCCUUAUCCGAAAAAUAGUUCCCCGAACAGAUCGCCCCGACAUUUUUCGGCCGGAGAUUCCCCCAGAGUGUCGCGCAGACUACCAACCGCGCUUGGAACCGACCUUGCCCACGCCCACGCCCGAACAAUCGCAGAUCGCAAACCCGCUGAGCAAGCGACAUCAACGCAGAUUGAGACGCAGCAGCAGUAGCGGGGUGUCUCGAAUCCCGAAAGACCGACCUGCAGGACAUGCGAUUCAGAGCGCCGACACAAUCAAUGGUCGUCCAGAGCAGCAGCCGUGGUUGAGGGAGCUGGGGCCAUUUCAGACGAAUGGCGACGGUUCAACGCACUUGGACGCGGAAAUCCGGGCGUUGGAGCAUUAUUUAGUGCCUAGCUCCCGCGAACAGGAGCAGAUAGACCGGCUCAGAGUGGAGGUCACUUCCUUUGUCGAGGCAGUGGUCCCGCACACGCCCCAAGUCAUUGGUUCUCGCGGCACCGGCCUGGCGCUGGCGCAUUCGAAUCUGGACUUUCUCCUACCGUUUGAGGAUCUUCCGCGAUCCCUCGACCGGGUCCGGAGGCCAAGUGCCACGCGGCCCCAAAUCCGAGAUGCCCAUACAGACCUUCUUCGCCAAGUUGGAUUCGCCUUGCGGCGCAGUACAGCGUUUGACAACUUCGUCCAUCGACAUGGGAAGCAUGGCCCGAUGUUGACAGUUCGACAUCGGCCAACCGGACUAAAUCUGUCGUUCUCCUGCGGCGAAGGUGUCCCAGCCCUCACCGAGUAUCUACGGGAUUAUCAAGCCGAGUAUCCCGCUCUUCGGCCCCUAUAUGUAGCCACGCGAACACUAUUAGAGGCGCGGGGUCUCUUUGGGGCUCCCAAGUCAAGCAUCGGGCCAGACGCGCUGGCCAUACUUCUGGUUGCUUUCCUCAAAAUGAACCACGGCCGAUUCUCCGGCUACCAUCGCUUGGGCGACCAACUCCUGGCUCUUCUGCAGCUUUACGGCACCGGUAUCAACCUCCAAGAUGUCGGCGUGGCCGGCGAUCCGCCCGGUUUCUUUACCACGGAGACGCUGCGGUCGGUUCCAGAUGUGGAUGAGCCCGCCUACUGUCGCGGCCAGCGAUCCCUCAUCAGCGCCAAGCGCACUGCAGCCGCCAAGGGGAAUCUUCCCGCUGCGCGGCGGCCGUGUAUUCAAGACCCGACCCACUAUAUGAAUGACCUUGGCCGAUCAUGUACUCGCACGCCUGAGCUACAGCGUGCCUUGGCUGCCGCGUAUGAGCAGCUUUGUCUCGCGUGCAAGAACUGGGCGAACGACUCGGAAAAUAUGCCGAGUAUCUUGACGACUGCCCUCCAGGCUAAUUUUGAGCCGUUGGAAAACCUGCGAGCACAAAUAAUGUGCCCUACAAGGCGUAAUCCCUCAUGA